Messenger RNA from Helianthus annuus (common sunflower), 1152 nucleotides. RefSeq names its product protein STAY-GREEN homolog, chloroplastic-like. NCBI's taxonomy places the organism in Eukaryota, Viridiplantae, Streptophyta, Magnoliopsida, Asterales, Asteraceae. The transcript is spliced from 4 exons. The record is from RefSeq and is a predicted model, not a curated record. The coding region runs from base 169 to 936 and encodes 255 amino acids.
UUAGGCUGGGCCAUGAAUAAUGUCAUCUUCACCAAACAUUCAGGCAAACUUCCUUUAAACUCCACGCUUCAACUCCCUUCACGCAUCUUCUUAGUUAUUAUGUCACUGCGUGUUCUUGGUGUUGUGUGUGCAAAAAAACAGGCCACAACUUCCCAUUUUUGAAAACUAAUGGCUUCUUUAAUCCUCCCUAACCAAAGCCCACCAUCAUCUUCAUCUUCAUUUCUCACCAAAAGUGAAAGAAAGUUCAAGAAAAUUCAAACCAUAGUUCCUGUUGCAAGAUUAUUUGGGCCUUCAAUAUUUGAAGCUCCAAAGUUGAAGGUUUUGUUUAUAGGUGUUGAUGACAAGAAGCAUCCUGGGGAUCUUCCAAGAACAUACACACUUACACAUAGUGAUGUAACUUCUAAUUUGACUCUUGCAAUCUCUCAAAGCAUCAAUAAUAAUCAGUUGCAGGGUUGGUAUAAUAAAUUUUAUAGAGAUGAAGUUAUAGCAGAAUGGAGGAAAGUGAAAGGGAAUAUGUCUCUUCAUGUUCAUUGUCACAUAAGUGGUGGUCAUUUUUUCCUAGACUUGUGUGCUCACCUCAGGUUCUACAUAUUCACUAAAGAACUCCCAUUGGUGUUGAAGGCAUUUGCUUAUGGAGAUGGGAAUUUGUUAAAGAAUUACCCCGAGCUGCAAGAAGCUUUAGUUUGGGUUUACUUUCACUCAAACGUUAAAGAAUUCAAUAGGGUUGAAUGUUGGGGCCCACUUAUGAAAGCAUUGUCGUCGUCUUCAUCAUCGUCGUCGUCAUUUGGAUCUACCAUUGAUGAAGGGGAAUCAAGCAAUUGGGAGGUACCAAAGGCAUGCCUAGAAGAAUGUUCAUGUUGUUUCCCACCAAUGAGUUCAAUCCCUUGGUCUCAUGAUGAUGAUGAUACCAACCAAUGGUUGCAACAAAAAUGUUGAUCAAGAUUCUCUAGCGGGGUUUAUUUAAUAUGAUGUAAAAUGAAAUCACAAAAAUGUUUCUAAAAAAUGUUUAGUUAGGGGUUAAUUAAUAACUAUUGAGAUUAUUCGUGCUACUCGGCAUGAAUUUUGUCAAGUAUUUAAUUCGUUACGGUACCGACACUCGUUGUAGCAAAUGAAAGAUAAAAAUAAAUAUGUGGCAACGGUAUUAUUCAGAAA